Molecule: messenger RNA, 2040 nt
Organism: Patella vulgata (common limpet)
Lineage: Eukaryota; Metazoa; Mollusca; Gastropoda; Patellidae
Exons: 2
Coding region: 348-1388 (346 amino acids)
Biological process (GO): methylation
Molecular function (GO): nucleic acid binding; methyltransferase activity
Source: RefSeq, a predicted model, not a curated record
GUAAAUUAUAGGCUAUAUAAUACACACCUUGCUCUACUGAAGAUAUUCAAGGGCGACCGUUUUACCUAGGUGAUCAUAAGUAGUGUGGGAAAGAUAUAUGUACCAUAAGAAAAUGAUGUGUCGUAUAUCGAUGUUUAAAUCAGGUUAAAUACAUAUUGCACAUCAUAGCUUUAAUUUGUUUGUAAUUGAUCAGUUUAACAGUUCAAGCGUAAAAUUUGACAGCUGAGCGUGGAUUUCAUCAACGACUGUCAAAUUAACUGAUGUGUAAUAUAUUGAGAGUCUGUCAGUAGAUAGUUCUCCAUUUUAUUUUGUUUGAAAAAAGCAUAAGUAUUAUUUUACUGAUCAUAAUGAUCGAUGACGGAUAUUCUAUUCUGGGUGUGGGGCGUGAGAUCUCAUUUGUAUGGAGUGACCAUGCCCAAACACUUGCGGAGACCCUGAAAGACAACAGACUCCCCGUGGUGGUUAAAAUUGUAGAAGACGAUGUGGUGAAGUCUGAACCAGACACGGCAAUAGAUUUUCAACGGCCAUUAUUAUUAUACCGAGAGGUGAAAAGACGUAAACUCUAUACAAGACAUAUGGUGAUGGACUCGAUGAAUAGACCUAAAGAAGCAGGUCCCUAUGUCGUUAUACCCGAGGAAUAUACAGGAUUAUUCUUGAAGAUGGAAAGCUUAAAAGAGAGAGAAAGUGACAUUAUAUCCAUAGCUACCAUUGCCAGAGUGAUGCCAGCAACAUUUCUCUCACUAUCUGUCGGUAGAGGUUUUGUUCCCUCUAAAAUCCGCGGUGAUUCCAUUAUCUAUAACAAAAGGAAGGACAUACCCACAGGACUAUUUUACGCCAUGAAUGUUCACGAAGAUUACGUCACAUAUAUCAACAGUCGUAAGUCAGAAAAACGCCGUUUAAUGAGGUGCUUGCGGUGUAUAACGGAAGAUAGAAAAUUAGAAGUUUUAUUCCCAUUUGACUGGUCUGGAGAUUUAUAUAUUGUAGAUCUCCGAAGGAACCACUCCAAAUAUUCCGAAUCUGAUCCGGUAACCCGAUUGCACAGAAUUCCAGAACUUUUGAAGAUACUGGAACCUAAUCAACAAGUAAAAUUAAUUUACGGAGACCCACCGUUUUUGGAAUCAAAGUUUAGUGGAAUAUUAAAGUUAUGUCAUCUGACAGAAGAGCACACGGUAAUUGGUUGUACAUUGACUUCCAAGGAGCCCAGACUCCUUGAGAUAUCCGUUCCAUCUGGCCCACUGUACACGACUGCUCUGAAUACGAACGACAAACACAGUGACGUUACAUUGCAAAAGUGUCGCGAUUUCAUGAGCAUUUCUAUAACAAAGUUUAUUACCGAAAUGAAAAUAAGAAAAGAUUUUGGUGUAGAGAAAAGGGACCUAAGAGAAUAAAAUGUUCAGUUUCAAUCUACACAAUCAGAUGAAUCUACUUUAUGUUUCUGUGUCUUUUUAAAACAAUGUGUUUGAUGUGGUUCUUUUGACGCGAAAAGAGAGUUCAUUGUUCUACUUAAUAAUGCUGUUUGUUUGGGUUUUUUUUUAAAUAAAUGUUCUAUUAACUCUUAUAAAUAUACAUGUAUUGGCUAAAUAUUAAUUCUCUUUGUUUAUUAAAAUGUUUUCCUAGAAUAAGGCACUGUCUAUGCUUAAUGGUCGAUACAGCAACAUUUUGAUCGGGAACUACCCAUUAAGACAUUUUAUUAAUUAAAAGGGUAUGUUUAUAUUCCUCUACAACAAUAAAUGUCUUCCCUUGUGAAUUUACCAAUGUGGCAUAUUCUUCGUACGGUAUAUGCGAACACAAUUUUAAUUAAAUUUAUAUUCUUUUUUAUUUCUUCGACAUUAAUAACUGUAUUUUCACAAAUACCCCACAUGGAAUUUACUACAUAGAUAAUAUAAAAGUACAACUAUAACUUAUUACCUGUGACAAACUCGUCAAAUGCGAAGUGACAUCGGAUAUUCACUAAAAACACAAAGGAUAAUGUUUUAAAAUACGCACAAGAUUACUAAGGACAAAAAACCUGAUUUACCAUUACUUCUAUAAUCACCAUAU